ACCAUUCCGUUUGUUAUCUGUCUUAUCUAUGUUUAACAAUAAAGUUCAUGUUUAACUAAGAGCAAUUAUUUUCAUUUUGAGGACUUAUAAUGCUGGUUUUACUUUUGUUGUUAGAAAAUAUAGGACUUCUACAAGGGGCUGUCCUUUGUAGCUCUGAUGUAGACUGUUCAAAAGAAAGCUGCCUUUCUCCGCUUGCUACGGCAUACUGCGACUCUGGUGUAUGUCGUUGUUCUCCGUGUACUUCAAACAGUGAUUGUCCGCUACCAUGCCCUUUCCCAACAACAGGAUAUUGUAACCAAGGCAACUGUACAUGCCAUGCAGAUACAAACAAUUGGAAGUGUUCUUCAGACAGUGAUUGUCCACUGCCAUGCCCUUUUCAAAUGACUGGAUAUUGUAACCAUGGCAAAUGUUCCUGUCAUAUUGAAAAUCACCGGAGGGUUGCUUCUGUUGUAGCUAGGUGUACAAAUGAUUCCAGUUGUCAUUUAUCGUGUCCGGAAAGAUUCCUGAUGCGGUGUGAUUCCGGGGUCUGCAGUUGUCAAAAGAAAUGCUCCUCAGACCAUGAGUGCCCGAUUCCUUGCCCUGUCGGCGAAAUAGGCUACUGCAACGCCGGAAGUUGCAGCUGUCAUAUUCCGUGCAAAACAGACAAUGCUUGUUAUCUGCCGUGUCCCGCCGGAGAAAUUGGCUUUUGCGAUGCAGGAAGCUGUCGGUGCCACAAGCCUUGUCAGUCAGACCGAGACUGUCCGUUACCAUGUCCGUACCCAAUGUCAGGAUGUUGCGACUCGAGCACCUGUCGAUGCUGCACAUAGUAGGACAAGUUUCUGGCAAACAUUACAACUUGAAAUAUAACACCACUUUAUUGAAAUUUGCAAGCUGGAAUACAAUUCAUGACUUCUU
This is a messenger RNA of Mercenaria mercenaria, 894 nucleotides long. RefSeq names its product multiple epidermal growth factor-like domains protein 11. Lineage: Eukaryota; Metazoa; Mollusca; Bivalvia; Venerida; Veneridae. The coding region runs from base 90 to 806 and encodes 238 amino acids. The transcript is spliced from 2 exons. The record is from RefSeq and is a predicted model, not a curated record.